GUUCAAUGUCUUCAGCAGUAUGUGACUACAAUGCAACCUACCUAGGCAAACAUUUCCAAAAAUUCGAUACACACCAGACACCACCAUACGGACCAAUGUGCUGAUGAAAACAAUGGCACAGCUCUUGAAAUUCAAUAAGCCUUAUGCUCGAACAGUUUCCUGCAUGUUAUUGUCCACCCACCCUGCAAAUCUAUACGAGUUAUAAAUACAAGCGUCGGUGUGCAAGCCGGAGGCUCAAUAAUCUGCUACCCAAUGAGAGAAUCUGAAAAUCCUUCAUGAAUUCUUGAUCACGUAUGCGAGGGCAGACAAUUGUACGCCGUCGUGAUGGGUUUGAGGAUUGCUACCGCACCCAGACAUCUCACUCGCCAUACAGGUGCAUGAAAUCCUAACAGCAGACGUUUCCAUGGAGAAAGUCUGUGCUAGAAGUGUGGUUGUGAAAUGGAACCCCUCAAAAAUUAUUUAUGGACUUUUGGAUGUCAAUAUAAAAGGCGAGCUCAUAGUUACAAGUCAUAGACCCCGAGAUUCCAAGUGUUGUAGAGAGUUCAAUAUUUCGUUUCGAUCUAAGAAAUAAUCUCUACACUUUACAAUCGCGUUUGCUGAGUUUCCUUCCAUUCAUUAUCCUCGUCGACUAGGCCAACAGCAAUGAGUAGCUAUCCAAGUGCGAAGAGCUCACCCCCGGCUGAUGGGGACCAGAAUCAUGGCACUAGGAUGCUUAUUGUUAUCGUUACUACGUUCACUAUUGUCGUUGUGAUUCUUUGUCUUCGCCUGAGUGUGCGACUAUUCGUGGUUCGCUCAAUGGGAUGGGAUGAUUAUUCGAUCAUUGCCGCUACUAUCGCUGCCACUAUCUGCAACGCUUUCAAUCUCAACUAUAUACAUAGUGGUGGCGGUAGACAUUCAUACUACCUCGGAAUACAAGGAGAAAUCAAUGCGUCUAAAUGGAGUACCCUGGCACAACUUCCUUUCAUCAUUGCAACGACCUUUACCAAGGUCUCAAUUUGCUUUAUGAUCGUCCGAAUAACAAACAGCAAAAGCUUGAUUAGAUUCAUGUGGGCGAUGAUAGGUGCUCUAAUCGCGAUAAACCUCAUGGGGUUCAUUGUCGUGGCUGCCAGAUGUACACCUUUCGAAGCAGGGUGGAACUACUACACUAUUCAAGGAAAAUGCUGGCCACACAAGGUUCUGGAAGUACAGUCGUAUUUACAAGGAGUCUUCUCUAUCGUAACUGAUUUUACGUGUACAAUGCUCCCAAUAAUUGUCUUGUGGAAUAUUCAAAUUAGUGUGCGACAGAAAAUAGCCAUUUGUGGCCUUGUAGCCAUGGGCUUGUUUACAACGGCCUGUUCUAUCGCUCGCCUGUACUUAUAUGCGUCUGUAACAAGUUUUCUCGACACAACAUGGUCACUGCUAGUCCUACAGAUAUGGACAGUACUUGAACAGAAUAUCGGACUAAUAGCCGCAAGUUUGCCAGCGCUCCUACCUUUACAUAAACUUUUGAGAGAGAAAACACGCGGUUCAUACAGCCGUAUACGAGCUCUUCUGUCACGCACCAAUAGAACCGAAUCAUAUGGCAACUCCCAUUCAUCCAAGGGCCAUUUCAAAGUGGCGAGCCUUGACGAUAUGACCCUGCCCCUCCAGGAAGUUUCGCUCCAAAGUGCCGGGCGAAAGACAGAGAAUCAUGUGAAACCCAACAUCAAGAAAAAUAACCAUGGUGAUGGAGGGGAGCUUGUUUGAUUUGCUUUACGAGAAGUAGAUGACUACGAGCAGUGUCAAUACAUCUUAUCCGUACACUGGGUGUUGAUACCAAGUGAAUAUAUGUUCUAUAUUACGUGAAUCUUACUAUGUUCUUUUCCAUCGGUCUCUAUUCAAACAUUAGUAGAUAGUUGUUAUAUAGUGUUAUACACGUGGUCAAUAAACGGUAGCGAUAAAUUAAUAAGUCUUUUGUGGACUA
Botrytis cinerea B05.10 is the source of this 1942-nucleotide messenger RNA. RefSeq lists its product as hypothetical. The transcript is spliced from 6 exons. Lineage: Eukaryota; Fungi; Ascomycota; Leotiomycetes; Helotiales; Sclerotiniaceae. Bases 643 to 1725 code for a protein of 360 amino acids. The record is from RefSeq and is a predicted model, not a curated record.